Molecule: messenger RNA, 1827 nt
Organism: Ectocarpus siliculosus
Lineage: Eukaryota; Phaeophyceae; Ectocarpales; Ectocarpaceae
Source: the annotation of a GenBank genome assembly
AUGAGUGGAUUCGAAACCAACCACGAGGAGGAGCAGUCGAUGGAGCUCGAGGCCCUGGAAGCGAUCUACGCGGACCUGUUCAGCAUCGUCAGCGAGAAGCCGCUGGAGUGGAAAGUUCACCUUGAGCCCACGGAGGGAGGGGAGGGGGAAGUCAACCACGUUGGAAUCGACUUCACGUGCCGAAUCCCCGAACGAUACCCCGAUGAGGCCCCCGGAGUGGAAGUCGAGGCAACGAAGGGCCUAACGCCCAAGCAGAUUGAGGAACUCCAAGCCGUGGCCCAGACACAGGCAGAGGAAAACGUCGGCAUGGCGAUGGGCUACACGAUCGCCGAGAGCUUGAAGGAGUGGCUCGCCGACAACAACGUCCCCUCAGCAGUGGACGGGUCGAUGCACGGGGAGAUGCUUCGGAGGAUGGCGGAGGGAGACAGGGAUAGACGAAAGGUGGAGCAAGUCAAGGAGGCCGAGGCAAAGGCACGCGCGGAGGACGAGGAAGACGAUGAGACCAUCCGGAGGAGAAGACAGAUUGACGGCACGCCGGUCACAAUCGAAUCGUUCAAGGCGUGGCAGACGGCGUUCGAGCUGGAGAUGCGGGGGGGCAAGGCCAUCGCGGAAGAACAGGUGGCCAAGAAGCCCUCCGGGAAGGAGAUGUUCUUGAGACACCUCGUCGCUGAGGAGGCCGAGGUGGCUGAGGGGGAGGAGGAAGAAGACGAUGUUAUGGUCGGAGACGAGGGGGCGUUCUUAGACGAGGAAGACCUGGACGACUUGAGCGACGACGAAGAUGACGACGACAGGGCAUAACGAGGAAUUGGGGGAAGGGAGAGAGAGAGAGAGAGAGAGAGAGAGAGAGAGUGGUGCAGAAAAUACAAGUACCUCGUAUUCUCGACUCCAGCAGCGUUGUCGAGCCGCUGUUGUUCCCAUUUGCGUUGAUUAGUUUGACGAAACACGUACCACUACUGUCUGCGCAAGCACGAAGAGGGGCGUGGUGGUAGAGGUUCGAAGUCGAUGCGUUUUCUUGUUCUUGUGUUUUACUGCUGUAGGCAGUACAAACCCAACACGUACGUACUUGUGCGACUGUAACAGAUGCAUCCAUGUGGGGUACCGUUCAUACCAUCGGCUGAACAGCGCGUUUAUGUAGUCGGAUUUGGAGUUGAACAAACGGGACGCAACAGCUGGUCGUGCUAUGUAGAAGAUAUUCAGCGGUGACAGCAGGGCUGUGUACCCUGCUUUUGGACCCCCUCCGGCUGGUUUGGCAGAACAUGUGAGGAAGUUCAUCACCGACUAUUGCACACCAUGGUUUGUACCAUGCGAACGCAAGCUGAGCUCCCGUUCUUAGUUAAUGGCCAAUCCAAGUGGUUCCGUCUUUUGCAUGCCAUGGUUUUUACAAUGGGCACAGAAAAUCUAGUGAAAUGGGAAAAAAAGACUACCAGUUCCAGAAAUAACAACCACAGGCAUUCGAAAUCGAAAUGGCCAAUUCGAGUUGUUUUCAGGUUCCAUCUUUUUAGCUUGAAAUUCUUUUCUCACCAGAUUUGCUCUGGGUUAGCUACAAACAGUUGAAGUGGGUGGCGCAAGCGUUCUGGAACUAUUCUUGCUCGUGCGGAGCUUGUUCUUUUCUUUUCUUUCUUUUUUUCUUCUUUUCUUUCAUCGCGUGGAUGCACAGUAGACCAAGCAAGGCUAGGACGCAUGGAAUUGAAAGGAAGGGUGAUUGAUGUCGAUUGUUGUUACCAGGUUCGUUCGCUAUGUCUAUUAUAGUCUAACUAUGUGGUGGGCGGCGCAAGCGGACCUAAAUUUGCUCGUCGUGCGGAGCUUUUUCAAUUCUUCUCUUUUCUU